CAACAAUUGAAUAGAAUUACAUACACAUCUUCGCAGCAGCGGAAUAGCAACAUUUCGAUAUGCAAUCAGCAACAACAGCACCAAAUUUCAUCUACGUAUGAUUGGCAGCAGUUGCACACCGCAUUGGACCAGUACCUUGGUGUACAGGACUCUCCUCCACUAGGACAUCACCCGCACCAUCAGGUUACGUCCGGGCCAGGCAGCGUGAACGGGCACGAAGGAACAGCCCUUACCGCAACAUCGUCAACAUCACAAGUGAGCAUGUAUCCGCUUGAGCAGCUUCAGCAGCAGAUCAACCACGUCUUGGGCUGUGGGCCUCUGCAUGGGAUGGGCGGCGCCGCUAGUGAUACCCGAUACAGUACAAACACGACCUCUUCACCGGGAACUGGACCCGCUUGUACUGCACUCGGACAGCAGCAGCAGGUUGCUAACGGGGCGACGGGGCCGUCUUUAUUUAAUACGAACACCAUGGGCAACCCGAUGCCACCAAUGAGUGCGGGAACCAUGCAGCAGCAUCUGCAGUUUUACCCCGCGCCGCAUCAGCAGCAUCCCAGCUGCAACUAUGAUAUUUCCUCGCGUAUCUCUGGAAAGUCGGCGACGGAAGAGCUUCUGGGACCGGGUGGCCCGCUUUUCGGGAGUAACAACAAUCUACAGCAGGCUGGCUAUGGAAGUAACGGAUUCCCCCUGCCUGGUAAUUGUACAAGCGACGCACGCAGCACGCUAUCAUCAAAUCAAGCGCUGCCGGCUUUGUUCGCGGCCACUGGUGGUCCGGGAUCCCUUCAUCUUGGGCAUGCAGCGAAUCAAACGAAUCAAACAACGAAUAACAUUGCUCCCAACGGCGCGAUCGAGUCGACGGCCCUGGGAGUCGUUGGCGGGCCACUUCUCCCCGACCUUCCACCACCUAUGCCCCCGGGCUUUAACCACCCUGGCCCUCACUCGCAGGGUACUUUUGGCGGUAACACUGUACUUCCGCUUCCGGGGACAGCGCCAGAUCAUAUCAUGGAAGGCCUGCGAUCCGGCGCACCUGCAGGAUACGGUGCUCCUUUCGGCAACGAUAUUACAGCUUCUGCGGGUGGUAAUUACAAGGGUAGUAGCGCAGGGUUGCCGACGUUGCCUGGUGCUUCCUGGUUUCCGAUGGCUUCGCACAUGCCAAUGUUUCCGCCCGCACCGUCGUCCAUCAGCGGGAUGCCACCAGGUUUGAACUACCCCGCGCCAGGCCUGCAAUUUGCUGCUGCUCCAAUGCCACCCGUCUCAGACCAUCAACGCGGGUUAGCUACUGGAGAGCAUGGGACAGGCUUGGCCACAGACGGUACUGCAGCGCCUUCGGGUAUGCCUUCUUCCAACAGCAAUGCUAACCGCAAUAGCUACACGAAGAAAGAAGUGCCUGAUCUUGAUUAUGCGUUCACUGCAAAUGCACUCUCGCGCACCGUCAGCACUCCGAUGGCAAGUUGGAAUGGUAAUGCGGGGAAAGGGACGCCCGCGAACGGGAUAAGUAGUAGAGAAGGAUAUGGAUAUGCGGAGCCACAUUUGCGCAAGAAUGGUGCACCACCUAAAGUCCUUACACGAGAUCAUAAAAAGGCAACAGAAGGAGCAGGAGUGACCGAGCGUUCGUGGACGAACGUAAAUUUGAUUUCGCUCAUGGUACUUAGGAAAACGAAAACGACGACGUUGAUGUUGAAGUCAUUAUUUUUUAAUUUGCUUUGUACGUGUGCCUGACCCUGAGUAUACCUAAUCGUAACAUAAUCACAAUUAUAGAGCCAGCACGACACAGAUGAAAUAUCAUACGCAGAGCAGUUUAUAGCACGCGUGGCGCAUGGAGUGCAUGGAGCGCAAACCCAUAAGGGACGCAAGAAGCGCCCCCUUUAGCUCCAUGCGAUCCAUGCACUCCAUGCCGUGCGAGCGGGCAAACCUUAUAAGUUGCUCUGUCAUGAUAGAGAUGAGCGACGCUAUCUUUAUCUUCGACGACGCACGCACUUCGACCAACAAUUUUGCAACAUGAAUACAGGGAACACGGUCGGAAGCAAGAGGCAAAGGCGCGGCCACAGGUUCGGGCGGUGCAUUGCAGGAUAAGAGCCCUCAUGUGGUAGAAAUUCAGCGAUCGUCGCGGACUGACUUGCGAAAUGGCCUGCCUCCUCCACCUCGUAAUACAUCGUCUUAUGUCAUUGACAUUUUUAGGUAGCUGAAACUGAUACCUGCACGCAUGAACGCCAUGUUUUUCUGCUACGGGGGUCAAAAAUGAUCUGCAAGAUGCCGAUGUUUUUUAUGUUAUUGUUAACUUCAAUUAUCAAUGAAAAAAUUGAUUGUUCCAGGUGGCCGUCAUCCUCAGCCUCCGCCACCACCCCCGACACUUUUACAAGAGCAGGACAUAUCAGCCAAAAAAUCACCUUGCAAGGAUCCUCCGCCGGCACCGGCUCCGCUGCCACCUGGCAGUGCCCAAGCCAACUCCCAAGGUAGAUUGACUGUAGUAGAUGCAGCUAAAAAUAGUUUGUUAGCCUCAGCCUUACUUUAGGUGUGCGCCCUACAUGUUAUAGUGGUUGUAAAAGUGCUUGAAACAUGACAAUAGAAGCAGUGGCACCUAUCGUUACACUCAGACUCAUUAGCGUUCGAAAACGUACCAACAAAAUAGAGAAAAAACCACUAUGCCACUGUUGUACUUGAUAGGUUGUGAAGAUUGAAAAGUUUCUUUUUAUAUCCUCUUUUUACGACAGCGUCGAAGUACCAGAGGUUUGAGGCUGAUGGAGAUGGCAAGACUACGGUAAUGAUCCGUAAUAUUCCGAAUGUAUUAACGCAAGAUGAUCUCCUUGAUACCAUUGACCUUAUGGGCUUUGCGAAUAAAUACAAUUUUUUCUAUUUGCCCAUCGAUUUCUCGAGUAAGGCAAAUUGCGGCUAUGCGUUCAUCAACUUCUUUUUCGAGUGUGACCUCGAGCCUUUCAUGAAAGGCUUCCAUGGGAUAUCGCUGCACAGCAAAAGUCAAAAGGUACUACAGCUUGAACUUAAAGAUGAAGUUCAUGUGAUCCUGACGUUGAUCAAGGAGUCCGAAGCUUAGUAAGUCAGAUAGUACUUGUUGGUCACGGCUUUUAGACUCAGAGACGUAAACUUAAUGAGAGGAACAAAACGACAUAAUACAGAUAACGCAGUGUGUUCCAGCACAAUUGCAAGGGUAUCAAUCGAAUAUCGCUUAUUACCGAAACUCGGCGAUGAACCGAGACGUGAUACCUGCUGAGUUCAAACCAGUCCUCUUUGCGCCCGACGGUAUUUCUCCUCCUCGUGUUUUUGCAUUAUAUUUAGUUUGUUUCAUGCGAAGGCGAAGUGAUCCAUAAGAUUUAUCUACCAGCACAUUUCAAUUGUGCACAACAUAUCUGUAACUGUAACCUGUAUCAGGGAUAUUAGAAGCCUCUUAAAAACCUAGCCAACGCCUGAUUGCAUUGUUUUGCCCGUAAUAUCCAGGUGAGCGAUUACAGUUGCCGCCACCAGAUCAGGACUUGCGGCCAAUACUGCCGAAAAUGAAAAAAUCGACCACUGGCGGACGUGAAUCGGGUCGACAGGGUGAUGGCGAUGCUCCAUCGGGUGGAGGCUUUAAAAACGUCGCAGGGUACAGUCAGACUUCUGGAUCUGCGGGUCCUCCGCCCACGCCACCUCCACCACCGCCGAAAGCAGCCAGAGUUGGAACAUCGUACCAUCUAUUGUCUAAGUAAGUCAUCUACUCUAGUAUAAGUAGAAGUAAGAAGACCCGUGAGCACGAGAAGCAUGGGGUUGUAGUGAGGAGAUCAUCGAGAUCGACUAACAGUGUCGUACACGUGCUAUGGUUCUCAUAUGGAAGGUAGAACUAGAAGAUGCACUAUAUGGAAAAUGAAAUGCCUUUUUUUGUCAAUUCACAGGAGAUAUCAACAGAAGCGAGGAGCCGUGGGCUCCGGAGCAAGUGCAAAUCACCACGGAAGCGUCAGCGCAGCACCAGGCUAUAAUAACCAUCAGAGUGCUGACGCCGGCCCAGCUGCGUCGUCUUCUUCGUCCUCAUGCUAUUACGGCAAGUAUGCGACCACCGCCGCCAAUUCAUCCUAUGUUGACCAUCAACACGCAGAAUUGUCUUCCGGUGCAGCUACAGGGUAUGCUGCGACGCAUCAAAGCAGCAACCCGUCUGGCGCUGACCACAUGUACUACACCAGUUCAGCAUACCAUCAUGGGUCGACCACUGCAGCAAACUACUAUUCGUGGUAUGAGUCGGGGGCCUGA
This is a messenger RNA of Amoebophrya sp. A25, 4230 nucleotides long. NCBI's taxonomy places the organism in Eukaryota, Dinophyceae, Syndiniales, Amoebophryaceae. The record is from the annotation of a GenBank genome assembly.